Messenger RNA from Glarea lozoyensis ATCC 20868, 474 nucleotides. RefSeq names its product Cyanase C-terminal. Gene Ontology annotation, molecular function: DNA binding; cyanate hydratase activity. The coding region runs from base 1 to 474 and encodes 157 amino acids. The transcript is spliced from 2 exons. The record is from RefSeq and is a predicted model, not a curated record. NCBI's taxonomy places the organism in Eukaryota, Fungi, Ascomycota, Leotiomycetes, Helotiales, Helotiaceae.
AUGGCUGAACGAACACUUGCAACCCUUGAUUCAUCGAUAGUAGAUCGUCUCCCCACCUCAUCCCGCACCCUCUUUCAAGCCAAGACCCAGAAAGCCCUUACCUUUGAAUCCAUCGCUUCGUCUCUCGGACGUAGUGAAGUCGCAGUCGCGGCUUUAUUCUACGGACAAGCCACCGCCUCAGCAGACGACAUCGUCAAGCUCUCCGAGAUCCUCGGGGUCGAAAAGUCACAAUUAGAGGCAGAGCUCGCGCAAGGAUUUCCAGAUCGAGGACGAGCUGGACCCAUGCCCCCGGUUGAGCCUCUGAUUUACAGACUCUAUGAGAUUGUACAAAAUUAUGGAUAUGCAUACAAGGCGAUAUUGAAUGAGAAAUUUGGAGAUGGAAUUAUGUCGGCAAUUAGCUUCAGCACCAAGGUCGAGAAGGAAGUGGAUGAUAAGGGAGAAUGGGCCGUUAUCACUUUGAGAGGGAAAUGGUAA